UGUGACGUAGUCAUGUGACUCAGCAUCGCAUUUCAUUCAUCAUGGCGGCGACUGCGUCCGUCUUCCUCAGAGUGAGAACAGGAUCGAAGGUUGGAGCAGAGUACGACCAGGAAGGCCAGCUGAUCCAGGUGGAGAGCAGAGAAGAUGAGGAACAAACCGUGAAGCUGGCAGAAAUCCUGGAUCUGCUGCUGGCUGCGGGUUACUUCCGGGCCCGCAUCAAAGGCCUGUCCCCAUUUGAUAAGGUUGUUGGUGGAAUGACCUGGUGCAUAACCACAUGUAACUUUGACAUAGAUGUCGAUCUACUCUUCCAAGAAAAUUCCACUAUUGGACAGAAAAUAGCCCUGACAGAGAAAAUUGUUUCUGUUUUACCAAAGAUGAAGUGUCCUCAUCGCCUGGAACCCCAUCAGAUCCAAGGCUUGGAUUUUAUUCAUAUUUUCCCAGUGAUACAAUGGUUGGUGAAGCGAGCCAUAGAGACGAGAGAAGAGAUGGGAGAUUAUGUGAGAGCCUAUUCCAUUUCUCAGUUCCAGAAGAGCCAUUCCUUCCCUGAGGAUCAAGAACUUCUCCAGAGAAAAGACAAAGCUGUGAAGGCCGUUCUGGAUGUAUUGGAAGUGUACAAACCUGAGAGAAAGUACAGAAGACAGAAAGAUGCAGAACUCCUCCUGGAUGAGGAGUCCAGGAUCCAUUUUACUCUGCUGGAGUAUGGCAGAAUGUGUGAAGCUAUGCUGAGAUAUGGACUAAAUAAGCAGUGUAAACAAAACAAGGAAGAUGAGGGGCAGUUCAGUGGGCCUCAGGCAAUACCUGCCAGCAUUACUGAAGUGUUGGAAGAAGACAAGCUGCAGGCAGCAGAAGAGGGGAAGCUGACUGCAAGUGCUGUGGGUCAGAUAGUUGGACUCCAAUCUGAGGAGAUCAAACUGAUUGCCUCGGAGUACGCUGGAAAGCAGUUGAAACGUUCUUCAGAGGAGCGGUCAGAACGCUACGGUCCAGUACAACAGCACCGCCGGGCCGUCGCCUCACUGGACAAACAGAUCCAACAAAAAGCCGAGCAGCUGAAGGAGCUCAAAGUAAAGCAUGCAGAGGAGAAAGCCUGCAAUGAAGAAGCGAAGAGGAGUCUGCUGGAGGCUACAGAACACUCAAUAAAACUGGAGACUGAGAUGAAGACACUAGAAGAGAUGGAGGAGCAAGCAGACAGUGGUCUGAUGGAGAAGCUCAGGGCUUUGGUGACGAUGAAUGAGAACCUGAAGCAACAAGAGCAGCAGUUUCGGACACACUGCAGAGAAGAGAUGGUCCGUCUACAGCAGAACAUUGAAGAGCUGAAGUCAGCAUCAGGACAGGACACAGAGGAGGAGCAGGAGAGGAGGCAGCUAAUAGACCAACAGUACAGUUCAGAUAGAGAGAAGCUGCAAAAAGUCCGCCUGCUCAUGGCUCGCAGGAACCGUGAGAUCGCAAUCUUGCAGAGGAAGAUCGAUGAGGUGCCUAGCCGGGCAGAGCUGACCCAGUACCAGAAGAGAUUUAUUGAACUCUACAGCCAAGUUUCUGCUACCCACAAAGAGACCAAGCAGUUCUUCACUCUCUAUAACACCUUAGAUGAUAAGAAGGUCUAUCUCGAGAAGGAGGUAAAUCUGCUGAAUUCAAUUCAUGACAACUUUCAACAAGCUAUGUCAUCUGCAGCUGCCAGGGAUCAGUUCCUCAGACAGAUGGAGCAGAUAGUGGAGGGGAUCAAACAGAGUCGCAUCAAGAUGGAGAAGAAGAAACAAGAAAACAAAAUGAGAAGAGAUCAGUUGAAUGAUGAAUACCUGGAGCUGCUUGACAAGCAGAGGCUCUACUUCAAGACUGUUAAAGAUUUUAAAGAGGAGUGCCGCAAAAAUGAGAUGCUGCUGUCCAAACUAAGAGCAAAAGGAGCUUCCUAACUUUGUUCUACCUGCUGGCCCUGUGUUUUCUUAAGCUAGCUUGAAGCUUUGAUAUACAUUGAUUGAAGUGUGUGGGAUCACAGAACAUGGUUAUUUUAGUUAUGCUUCACAGGCCAGAAACCCAGUUUCUUAAUGGGUGCCCAUCACAGCAGAUUUUACCAUAAAUGUGUCAUUUGGCUUUAGAACGUUUUCAUGGGAUCGAGGCCUUUGUAACAUAAAGAUUACAAAUGACCAACAUGCUUUGUGAUAUCUGUUUAGUCCGAGCUAUUGGUGUAUUAUAACAAGACUGAAGUAAACACUAUUCCUGAUACUGUAUGCUUUCCCAAAGUCAACAAAAGAUCUUUGACAUGUCUGUUCCUGCUUUAGUGCCUCAGAUCCUGCUGUAGCCAUUGUUGCAAUACAAUUACAUUAUUGUAACUAGCUGUUGAUAAAAUAUUUUAUGUUGACAAUAAAAUAUUGGAAAACUUGAUAAUCAAGAGUAAAAGUGGUUAAUGAUGAGUCUAUGAAAUUAACAGCCGAUGGGUUGUGAAUGUGAACAAUCAGAACUUAAAUCUCCACCAGGUGAGUAAUGGAAAAAAAAAAAAUCUAAAUCAAUAAACAUGUAAAGAUUCUGACAUUAAUGUAAUAUAUUCUUCUAAGGCUUUUCGCUUCAGGGGUUGCUACAGCAAAUCAUCUGUCUCUGUUUAGUCCUGUUCUCUGCAGCCCUUUUCCUUUACACCAACUAUCACCACAUCCAUAAAUCUCCUUUGUGGUCUUCUUGGCCUCUUGCCCCAUAACUCCAGCCUCAACAUCCUUCUACUGAUCUAGUCAUAGGUCCUGUCCCAAUACUCGCACUUCUUCCUUUGUUCAGGGACUUUGGCGAAGUAUAACCCACUUGCAUUGCUGCAAGUGAUGUUUUGAGUUAAAAGGCGGAUUUAUGGCAAUGUUUCUUUUUUCCAUCUUCAUAGAAAAUUCAACAAAAUUGAAUUGGACAGGUUUAUGACACAGCACAUAUUAGUGAUAAAGAAAUUUGAUAUGAUAAACUGGGAUAGUCACAAACUAAGGAAAGUAAAACAAAAUGUUACAAAUGCAAGACAAAUUUCAAAUCUUAAACUAAGCUAUUAACAUAUUGGUAUAAAGAUUGGACUUUUGUGAUGUUGCAACAUUUAAACACUCAAAUUAAAUUAUUUAACUUUAAAAAUGGAGGUGAUUUUUAGAAAGCAGUAUUUGUGAAUAAAAACUUAACUUGAAGAUUAGAUUGUUGAUAUAAUUUAACUCUUCAUCCCUAAUUUCAUUAUAUUAAAACUUAAAGAUGGAAUUAGAUUUCUUGUACAAUAGCCACUUUUGAAAAUCUUUCUAAAAACAUUAAUGAAGUUGCAAUUGAAAAAAAAGGUGCAUUGUUUCAGAACAAUGCACCUGAGAUACAUUUUGUGACAUCUCAGUCACAAAAUGCUGGAAUUGAUAUUAGAAUUUCUUUUGCAGAAAAUCAUUACAGGGAAAACUUUACAUAAUUAUGAAAUUAAUAUCUUACAUUUUUUUGUUGGAGUAGAAUAGAAAGCUGUUUGGUUCCUAUUUUCUUUAGAGAUGUCGUCAUGAUUUUCAAACAAAUGUUUUCUUUUCAGGUUAGCGGGGAAGAAAUUUGAUGUUGGUGUUUCCCAGAAAUUUCCUGACAUUUUUGGUUUAUAAAGUCACAAUUAGUUUAUUUUAAGUAGGACAUUUUAGUUUCAUUAGUCUUUUCACAAUGUAGCAUCAGACCUUUGUACUGUUUUGUUGUUUACAUAUGCCAUAUGUUUGUCCUUAUUUGUUAGCACAUUAGCUUCACUUUAUACAAAGCUAACUUUUAGCCACAUGAGAGUUUGGUUUUUUUUCGAGUGACAGCUGAAUAUGUAAUUAUGUCUCUAAAUUACUCAAAUUGACUGUUAUAUUCAAUGUCAGUGUAUUUUUUUGCCA
Messenger RNA from Xiphophorus maculatus (southern platyfish), 3836 nucleotides. It is a transcript of the gene ccdc93, whose product is annotated as coiled-coil domain containing 93. The coding region runs from base 42 to 1907 and encodes 621 amino acids. Lineage: Eukaryota; Metazoa; Chordata; Actinopteri; Cyprinodontiformes; Poeciliidae. Gene Ontology annotation, biological process: Golgi to plasma membrane transport. The transcript has 23 exons. The record is from RefSeq and is a predicted model, not a curated record.